AUGGAAAGUUGUCAACAGUUUCGCUAGAGGAGAAUUAAGCUGCAAAUGUAAGUUCAUUAGUGUCACAGACCAGCGCAAAACCACCGAGACUGCGGCGUUCAGCGAUGAACUCGACUAGACGUUGCAGGAAAUGAGAAAUCAAGAGAAGACUGUGAUUUGCAUAUUAUUGGGCUGGUGAUCUGAUGGAGAAUAAAGCAUCUGCUCGGGUGUGGAUUAUCAAUCCGAAUCAAACCUCUGGACUCUGAUGGAAUUUUAUUCUCUCGUGAAUUCAGAUGAUAGGAAUAUCCUCUGGAGGAUUUUUAGGUGUUGACGCAACAUUCGAAGUAGAUUUUUUUUCUGUGUGAAAGUUCACAAAAUCUGAAGUUAGAGAACUUGACUUUUUAUGACAUAACUGAUUGUUUCUGACUCAACUUUGGUCCUGUUUCACAUUUCAAUUAGACGCAAAUCUAAUCCAGCGUCCAUAAAUCUGUUUUGCACAGAUUCCUCUUAUUUUAGUGGUUCUUUGAAAUAUAACCGCCCCGAUUCGUUAGUUUAGUGUCUGUAAAUGUAAAAGGUUUAGGUCUGCAACAGUAUUGUGCAAUACUUGUGUUUCUGCGCGCACUCGUGCUGGUAUUCGCUUGAGGCGACAGAAGAGCGCGCGUGCACGAGCACGUCCACGGCGGGGCCUGUGACGUCAUGGCGGCGUGACAGCGUGAUGUUGAACGCAAUAAACAUUUAGAGUUUGAUUCUAUGCUAGUUUUAUGUUUGAAUUUAUUUGACAACUUAAGGUUUGAAAAGUUGAUCCUCUUAUAAUUCGAAUCAAGCAUUAAAACGUAAUGCAAUUUUACUUGUAAAAUUGUGGCGGGUUUGGGCACAACUGGCAUUUUUAUGCCGAACUUUUCCGUUUGAUUCAGUUUUAAUUCGAAUUAAACAUUUAGAGUUUCACUUUAUGCUAAUUUUACUUUUAAAGUUUCGGCGAGAUUUGGCAAAAUUUGAGUUUUUAUGCCGAAUUGCCGAACUUUUCUGCUUGAUUCAGUUUUAAUUCGAAUUAAACAUUUAGAGUUUCACUUUAUGCAAAUUUUACUUUUAAAGUUUCGGCGAGAUUUGGCAAAAUUUGAGUUUUUAUGCCGAAUUGCCGAACUUUUCUGCUUGAUCCAGUUUUAAUUCGAAUUAAACAUUUAGAAUUUCACUUUACGCAAAUUUUACUCUUAAAGUUUCGGCGAGAUUUGGCAAAAUUUGAGUUUUUAUGCCGAAUUGCCGAACUUUUCUGCUUGAUCCAGUUUUACUUCAAGAUUAAAGCUUGAUCCAGUUUUAAUUUGAAUUAAACAUAUGCAAAUUUUACUCUUAAAGUUUCGGCGAGAUUUGGCAAAAUUUGAGUUUUUAUGCCGAAUUGCCGAACUUUUCUGCUUGAUCCAGUUUUAAUUCAAAUCAAACAUUUAAGAGUUUGAUUAUAUGCAAGUUUUACAGACACAUUUAAUUUAAAACUUAUAUAAAAUAAAAAAGUUUUAACAUUUUGAUCCACUUAUAAUUCUAAUCAAAUUUGAGUUUCGGAACAAUUCAAAGUUGUUAUGCAAAAUGCUUCGUCCAGUUUUAAUUUGAGAUUAAAAGCUUGAUCCAGUUUUAAUUAAGUUAUUUUAGUUUAUUUCAAAUCAAACAUGUAACCAGGUUAUUAAAUGCAAGUUUACAGAAUGACAGAAUAUCUUGGCACUAUUUGAGUUUUUAUACAAAAGUUGACAUUAAUUCUCCGCUCCAGUCUCAACCAUCCACAGACAGUAGCAGAACUUAAACUGAAACAGAUCUUCUUGUUUAUAUAGUUCUAGAAUUACUAACCCUGUCCUGCACACCUAAAAUAAUGACUUUCAGGUCUUGAGUUGCUAAAAGAAUCCUGUGUUUAUUUCGUCAUCUCUCAAGAGGCUCGUAUGGUCUUCAAAUAAGUUGUUCAUGCUAAAACAAAAGUGUUGUCUCCUGUGAAACGACAAACUGCACGUCUGCGAGAGGAAACGGCCAUAAGGGCCAAGACUUGCGCAACUGCUGGGCAGAAAAACUGCUCUUGUUACCGGAUUGGCUGCAGUCGUACUCAAAACAGCCAAAGGCAGAGAAGAAAAGUCUCAGUGCCAAGUACACUAGAACAAAUGUGAUUCGUUUUACUUGUUGGUUUCGAGAGAUUUGUUCACAUAGCUGUGGGUUUACCUGAGGACGGCGAAUAUGAUUUAUGUGAUCUGUGCAAAAGCACUGUAGAAUAACUGUCUCUCAAACUCACAGAAUCUAUACAGUGUUUUGUGCUCUAUGGGUUCUUGCACUCUUUUUCUGCCAAAGUGUGAAGGAAUGAACAAAGAUCUAGUUUCCAGUGCCCGGGCAUAACGUCAAACGGACACACGCACUUGAACACGCUCGCAAGCACUCUGUCCAGGAUGAGCGGUGGAAAGAAACGGAGUGGCUUUCAAAUCACUAGUGUGACGUCGGACUAUAAUCAGGGUUCUGGCGAGAGUCUUUCACCUAAAGGACCCGCUUCUUUGGAAAGAGCCACGCCCACUCCCACCUCCCCACUCCGAAACACCGCCCAUGGGCGGAGCCCUCGUAGCCAAACUGCCUCGCCCACUCAAAUAAUACCCAAUGGCCCCUCCCUUCGCCACAGCCCCGCCCUCCAGACGCAACAAAGUUGCAGUCAGCCGACCACGCCCGUCAUGACCAGGAAGCAGAGUUCACUGGACGCGGGCGGGGCAUCGCGGUUCCGCGUGGUGCGUUUGGACCAGGGGUUGGGUGAACCGUACAAACGCGGCCGCUGGACAUGUCUGGAUGUCAUGGAGCGGGAAGUUGAGGAACGGGGACUCCGCCGAGUGCUUGACAGCAUGAGACACGCCCAUUCGCUGGAGUCCUUGGAGACGGUGGGUCUGGGCGGGGUCGAAGGAACUGUGGGCGGAGCCUGCGGACUUAAACCGUUGGGGUUGCGGGGGCUGCACACAGGUCACCUGGUACACUCGCAGGGCACCACCCACCUGCUCGCCCAGUGCACGACAGAAACAGCCCACAGCGGCCCGCCCUCUCCCACACACGGCCACAAACCACACAACUCGCUGCUGGUCACGUCUGGACAUGUGCCAAACACGCCCCGCACACGCAACAUACCCGCCCCGCUGCGCCUCGACAUGGAUGCCGAUGGCAAGCUCCGCACCACCCGCUCACAGCCAGCAUCGCCCGGACCCCACCUGAGUCACGACAGCCCCUUUCACAUGGGACUCACGCCCAUCCCGACGCCAUCUGCCCUCGCGCUGGCACAGUCUAUGUUCGGCAUGGGCCGGGCGUUUGAGCUCGUGGGAGACGACGGUGGAACCAACAGCAGCAUGAUUGCCAUCGAUAACAAGAUAGAACAAGCUAUGGACCUGGUGAAGUCUCACCUCAUGUUGGCAGUACGAGAGGAAGUAGAGGUGCUGAGAGAUCAAAUUAAAGAGCUGUCUGAGAGAAACGCUCAGUUAGAGAGAGAGAACUACAUCCUGCGGGCGCUCCGGGACAGAGACUGACACCCCACUGCAUCAUGGGAGAUGUAGUUUGAUCUGAUACAUGCCCAAAAAGGGAAAGAUUGUUAGUGUGUGAAUACAAAUGACAUGAUGAGAGGAGACAAAUGUGUGUGCAGUACUGAUAGAUUAUUUGUGCCUUAAACAUCUGUAAUGACUGAUAGUGCUGCUUACACAGUCUGAUUAAGAGAUUACAAGAUAAUUAAUGUUGAUAAUGCUCUAAACAGUGCCUAUUUAUUUGUGUGUGUGCGCGUGCGCGCGUGCGCGCGUGCGUGCGUGCUGUGUGUGUGUGUGUGUGUGUGUUAGUUUUAAAGCACUGCUCAACUCCACAUCCAUAAGUCUCUUUAUGUUGCCAUGGUUACUCCCAAACCAGCACUGAUAGAUGCAAAGACUGUUACACAUUUCAGAUUUAAUUUAGUGUUUCUUAACUCUCUCUUUCUCUGUUGAAUAAUCAUUUGAUCUGUAAUGCGUUAUGGAGAAAUGACUGCUCUAAUAAAUAACUUUUCCUACUCUU
This is a messenger RNA of Myxocyprinus asiaticus (Chinese sucker), 4005 nucleotides long. Its product is annotated as TSC22 domain family protein 4-like. Bases 2391 to 3497 code for a protein of 368 amino acids. The record is from RefSeq and is a predicted model, not a curated record. Lineage: Eukaryota; Metazoa; Chordata; Actinopteri; Cypriniformes; Catostomidae. The transcript has 4 exons. Gene Ontology annotation, biological process: regulation of transcription by RNA polymerase II.